This is a messenger RNA of Nicotiana attenuata, 1665 nucleotides long. RefSeq lists its product as uncharacterized. The transcript has 3 exons. The coding region runs from base 1 to 1665 and encodes 554 amino acids. The record is from RefSeq and is a predicted model, not a curated record. NCBI's taxonomy places the organism in Eukaryota, Viridiplantae, Streptophyta, Magnoliopsida, Solanales, Solanaceae.
AUGGGUGGAAUGGUGGAAGAAGGUCUUAAGUCAAGCAAAAUCAUGAGCUAUUCGGCCAUCAAAGCAACCACCCAAGCCAUCCAAAAUGCUACCGGAGGAGUGAUUGGGAAGAAAAAGAAAGAAGAAUGUGGCAACAGUGGAUUCAGGAUCGUGUCAUAUACCCAACCACAAUGGCAUUCCCCAGUCCCACAAAACACUUACCCAGCUCCACAAAAUGCUUACCCACCUCCCCGAGCCUACCGAAACCCUCCUGGUCCAAGUUUACGACCUAAUCCAACAUUAAAGAAUGAGAGGCAGCGGAAGAAAACUUUCACCCCGUUGGGGGAGUCUUACACUAGUUUGUUCCAUAGACUGAGGCAGUUGGAUAUGCUGAGGCCAAUUAAGUCAAAAUUGCCGAAUAUGCCUCCCAAGAAUCUUGAUUACUCUGUGAGCUGUGAAUAUUGUUCUGGAACUCCGGGGCAUGAUACGGAGAAGUCCUGGAACCUGAAAAAUGCCAUCCAGGAACUCAUUGACACGAACCGGAUUGAAAUCCAAACCCCGGAGGCACCCAACAUUAACCAGAAUCUGUUACCAGUUCAUGAGGGAAUGAACAUGAUCGAGAUAGCAUGCAAAGGUGGGGAGCCCAAGAAGCCAUCGCAAUCUGUUAUGAUGAUUCUAUCCAGCGAGGUCCAGCCGACCAAAGGGAAAAGUGUCGCAAAACCAAUGGUUGAAGGGGCGCUGAACAAGUUAAGCAUGAAAAAAGGUGAACCUUCGGUGGUAGUUGAGAAGAGAUCUACAAGUGAUACGAAGUCAAAAGUGAUUGUGCCAGGAUUGGCAAACAGGCCUAUCUUAAUUGUGAAGGAUGCCCGCACAGACCCUGUCAUCAUCAAGCCUGUAACCCAGUUGCCGAUAAUCAACACCAAGGUUUUCCCUUGGAGCUAUGAACGGGUAACGGAGACUUACACGGGGAAAGAAGUGAAAGAAGAAGUCAAUGAGGCCCAAGGGUUAACUCGUCAGGGGAGAUGCUUUGCCCCGGAAGAGUUGAGAAAAGCCAAGGCAGCCAAGGAUAAUUCAAUUCUAGUAAAGAAAGCAGUCACUGAGGAAGAAGCGGAGGAGUUUCUGAGGAAAAUGAAAGUACAAGAUUACUCCAUCGUGGAGCAAUUAAGAAAGACUCCCGCUCAGAUUUCAUUGCUGUCAUUAUUGAUUCAUUUAGAUGAGCAUCGUCGGGCCUUGAUGAAAAUCUUAAACGAAGCUCAUGUCCCUGAUAAAAUUUCAGUGAACCAUCUGGAGAAGAUCGCCAACAAAAUAUUUGAGGUGAAUAGGAUCACCUUUUCUGAUGAUGAGUUUCCCAUGGAAGGAACCGAACACAACAAGGCCCUCUAUCUUACGGUAAAAUGUGAAGAGUCUGUGGUCACCAAGGUGUUAGUUGACAAUGGUUCAAGUGCAAACAUCUGUCCCCUCUCUACUCUGAACAAGCUGAAAGUUGAUGAUGAGAGGAUUCACAAGAAUAGCAUAUGCGUUCGGGGAUUUGACGGUGGUGGGAAAGAUUCAGUUGGUGAUAUAAUGGUCAAGUUUGAAUGGGACAGACAAGAAAUUGUCGUACCUGGUGAAGAUAAUUUAUGUGCUCACAGUGAUGCCUCUGUUCCAUUUAUUGAGGCCAAAGACGAUGAAGGGCCGUGGGUAUAA